This is a messenger RNA of Cylicocyclus nassatus, 649 nucleotides long. The record is from the annotation of a GenBank genome assembly. NCBI's taxonomy places the organism in Eukaryota, Metazoa, Nematoda, Chromadorea, Rhabditida, Strongylidae.
GGUCGGUCACGGCACGAUUUCCGCACUUCCCUGUUUUUCAAAUGCUCGCAUUGCGAACUCUCGGAGCUGCUCGAUUGACUUCUGUUCGAUUCGCCACUACGUACAAUCAGAUCCCCACCCACGCUGGUAAAACUCCUCCCACACUUGAAGAGUUCGAUCCAUUAAACCCUGGAGAAUGGCAGCUUGGAGCAGCCGGAAAAAUUCUCCCUCGUCUACCUGAAGGGACAAGGGUUGGAAAACUAGUCAUGGGCAAAUAUGGUCUGUAUGACCCCAAGCUUCGGAAGCGAGUCGACGCUUAUGCCAAAGCUCUCCUAGAUGGCAAAAAAUCUGAGGAGGCCGCUCCAUUCGACAGGGCUUUGACUAGAGUCGUCAAAGCAUUAGGUCUUGCUUGCUUCAUUCUCGGCAUCUACAACUUAGUCGUGCUCACCUAUGGCAAGCCUCUACCUCCUUACUCGUACAUGAUCAAAACCAGGGAAUAGUUUAUUGGCUAGCAAGAUGUAGAUAAAUGGUUACUGCUACAUUAUGUUGCAUGUUAUGCAGGUUGAUUCCUCAGCUAAUAUUUUGUAUACGAACUGUCCCAAAAGUUUUUUUUCAUAAAAAGGUACCAUGCGAAGUCUAACUAGAAUCAUCAAUAAAAACAUUUGUAAUU